UAUUCUUCUAACCUUUGACCUUAAGGCGGUUGGUUUUGAAAACGUGUUUACUAGAGCUGUGCUGUGGUUGGUCUUCCCUAGCAUCUGUAGUUCGUGUUAGUAAAAAAUGUCGGAUAAAGAGAAAGCUCAGGCAGGUAUCCCCCGCCCGGUUCGAGGUCUCCCUCGGCCCACCAGAGGCCUUCCCCGGCCCACAGCUCAGACUGGCGCCCGUGGUCCCGCUGUGAAGAUUGCGUUCGGUCGGCGCCUGCCGAUCAACAAGACAAAACCACGCCAAGAAACUUCUAUGUUGAUUGUUGUCCCCAACCUGUCAGAUGAAGAAGAAAAUGCAGAUGACACUGCUUCAACAAUUGACCUGGCUACACCCAGGCCCCUGGCUAUCAAGAAGCCCACAGUGACGAGGGACAAGACCGUGAAGCGCCUGCGCAACAACAGCAGCUCCUCAAAAGAGUCUCCUACAGCAGGACUGGGUGCAAAAAGAGCUAACAUAGAUGAGGAUAAGCUGACGGGCACAAUCGUCAAGAAAAGCUACAAACUGAGACCAAAAGCCAAAAACCCAGUGAAUGGGAUCUGCACUACAAACUUCAAUCCAAAGGCAACCCUGAACUUUGGCGCCCUUACACUUACAGGCAAGAAGAGCCUCCCUGAGAAGCAGCCAGGGGUGGAGAAGGAGAAUGCUGUUCUGAAAGAGCUCAAUGCUACCAAGAAGGAGCUCAACAAGGCCAAGGAGGAGCUAACAGUGGCCAAGGAGGAGCUAAAGGCGGCCAAGGAGGAACUAGAAGCAGCCAAGGCAAGCAAUGAGAAAGCCAUGGAUGCUGGAAUGCAUGAGUUAGAAGGAGAGGAUCAGCAGGUGAAAAAGAGUCUGGAAAUGUGUGAGAGGAAACUAAUGUCUCUGGAUGUUGACCCAGUAUCAUUGGAUACUUGGUUUGAACUGAAGGAGUCAAGAGACAAACAGCGGAAGGAGACAACAGCCCGAGCCCGUGCCAUGCACGAGAAAUGGAAGCAAAAUCGUGAGCAGGCAUUGGAAACAAAUAAGCAGCUACUGGAACUGAGGGAGAAGUUGGAGAAGAUCAGCAAAAGUGUGUGCAAGUCAGAGGACAAAAAAGCUUAAGAUACUAUAAGAGAG
Branchiostoma floridae (Florida lancelet) is the source of this 1123-nucleotide messenger RNA. RefSeq names its product cingulin-like. NCBI's taxonomy places the organism in Eukaryota, Metazoa, Chordata, Leptocardii, Amphioxiformes, Branchiostomatidae. The record is from RefSeq and is a predicted model, not a curated record. The transcript is spliced from 11 exons. Bases 107 to 1108 code for a protein of 333 amino acids.